AUGAGUCUACCGCGCUAUGUUUCAGAAAUCGGCGAGUCUUCUUACAGUGGUUCUACUGUGUAUUCCGCUGAAUCUGAUGUUGAGGACAUCACGCAUUCGGACUUUGAGUCUGAAUACAUCCCGUCAGAAACGAGCGAAGAUCGAGACUUCGUUGUGUCAGACUCUGAAAGUCUUUCAUGCGUUUCGAUAGAGACUUCGGCCCCCGAAAGCUCAGGCUACAAUAUCCUUCAUGAUGGCGUCGGCGUUGUCGGAACGUGUGAAAUUGGUUUUGACAUAAUUAUUGAGGAACAGGGCGACAAAAGCAUCAAACCUCUCAGAACAAUCGCGAAGAGAAUUGUGAAUCGUAACGGCCGCCAAACAGUUCAAUACCUAGUCCUUUGGUAUUCCUGGGAAACUGCAGAACCUGUCCCACAGUAA
Messenger RNA from Penicillium canescens, 417 nucleotides. RefSeq lists its product as uncharacterized. Lineage: Eukaryota; Fungi; Ascomycota; Eurotiomycetes; Eurotiales; Aspergillaceae. The record is from RefSeq and is a predicted model, not a curated record. The coding region runs from base 1 to 417 and encodes 138 amino acids. The transcript is spliced from 2 exons.